Messenger RNA from Dicrocoelium dendriticum, 924 nucleotides. The record is from the annotation of a GenBank genome assembly. Lineage: Eukaryota; Metazoa; Platyhelminthes; Trematoda; Plagiorchiida; Dicrocoeliidae.
AUGGACAUCAACUGCACUCAUUGCGUACGUUCAGGAAGAUCGUUCACCAUAGCGUCGAUUUUAUCGUCAGACCGCAAUUCGUGUAACAAAUUUCCCACAUCCGAUUUGUUGGAUUCCACAUGUGAUUCCAGGGGUUCAUUGAGCUCAUCUACCGAAGUCAAGGAUCCACAUCUACAUGUGAAAGCCCAGUUUCUUCCAUAUUGGCAUACUGCUGAAUCGCGGGCCCCAUUUAACACCAAUUAUCCAAACAAGCAGUACCGUCAUCCUAUUGACAUGGGAUGUUCCAUUUCGAGCAGAAUAGAGAUCCGACCACAAUUGGACGAUCCGCGCUGUGUGAGGAACCGCAGUCCAAGAGUGCCUUUCUCUCGCUUUCAAGUGCAGAUGUUAGAAGCAAAGUUCCAACAGACGCAUUACCUCAGUGGAUUGGAGGUGCAGCAUUUAGCUUGGCGUUUGGAACUGUCACAGACCAGGGUCAAAAUAUGGUUUCAAAAUAGGAGAGCGCGACAGCGUCGGGACCAAGUUGCAUUCUCCACUUCUUAUCCGACGGCAACAAGUGACAGCACUGCGGUCGCACAGUCAACGUGGUCAGACCAUUAUGAGAGAGUCUUGUGCAAUCUGGCUACGUUUUCAGCAGUGACGUCCGAUCGAGACCUUCAUAACACGAUCGAUAAUCAUCACUCCGAUUACUCGAUUGCUCCCAGCUGUAACAAAGAGCCCUUCCAGCUGAGGAUAGGGGAUAAACCUGUAGAAAAUCAAGCACAUACCAUCAAACCUUCGGGUAAAGCGUCUGGCGAUCAUGCACCUUGGCUGAUGCCUUCGAUAUCACAUGUCCACCAAUAUUGCCCUCCAGACUUCCUGAAACAGGUCUUCCCAUAUGCUAAACGUGCUUCAAGAACGCUGCAUAGUCCCAUUUUUUAUAGAUAA